This is a messenger RNA of Hyalella azteca, 5285 nucleotides long. RefSeq names its product ethanolamine-phosphate cytidylyltransferase (gene Pect). Gene Ontology annotation, molecular function: ethanolamine-phosphate cytidylyltransferase activity. Gene Ontology annotation, cellular component: cytoplasm. The transcript has 6 exons. The record is from RefSeq and is a predicted model, not a curated record. Gene Ontology annotation, biological process: phosphatidylethanolamine biosynthetic process. The coding region runs from base 10 to 1086 and encodes 358 amino acids. Lineage: Eukaryota; Metazoa; Arthropoda; Malacostraca; Amphipoda; Hyalellidae.
AGCUAUGACAUGGUGCACUUUGGACAUGCUAACUCACUGCGCCAAGCUAAGGCUAUGGGUGACUACCUGAUAGUUGGUGUGCACACAGAUGAAGAAAUUACCAAGCACAAAGGCCCCCCAGUAUUUACUCAGGCAGAAAGGUACAAAAUGGUGCGAGCUAUCAAGUGGGUGGAUGAGGUAGUGGAAGGUGCUCCAUAUGUCACCACACUGGAAACUUUAGACAAGCAUGACUGUGAUUUUUGUGUGCAUGGUGAUGACAUCACCAUGACAGCUGAUGGUAUUGACACAUAUCACAUAGUGAAGUCAGCCAACCGCUACAAGGAAUGCAAGCGCACAGAAGGUGUCAGCACCACUGACUUGGUGGGACGAAUGCUACUAAUGACACGUCAGCAUCAGCAGGUUGGAGCAUCAGAGUACUCAGUAGACGACGGUCACAGCACAAGCCUGAGUACGGACGCCAGCGCUCGCUCGCCAUGGACGGGCGUGUCGCACUUCCUGCCCACCACGCGCAAGAUCAUGCAGUUCUCCUCCGGCCUCGUGCCUAAGCCCGGAGACCGGAUUAUUUACGUGGCUGGUGCGUUUGACUUGUUCCACGUGGGUCACUUGGACUUCCUGGCAGCUGUGCGUGAGAAAGGCGACUUUCUGAUCGUUGGUCUGCACACCGACCCUGCAGUCAACCGCUACAAGGGCGCCAACUACCCCAUCAUGAACCUCCACGAGAGGGUGCUGUCGGUGCUAGCGUGCAAGUACGUAAGUGAAGUUGUGAUAGGAGCUCCAUACUCGGUCACGGACGACCUCCUGGAUCAGCUUAAAGUGGAUCUCGUGUGUCACGGCGCUACAGAGAUCAGCCCUGAUGAAGACGGCAGUGAUCCCUACCAGGUACCGAAGUCUCGGGGAAUUUUUGAGAUGGUUGCGUCGGGCAACUCGAUGACGACUGACCGCAUCGUGGAGCGCAUUAUCGAACACAGGCUGGAGUUUGAGUUGCGCAACAGAAACAAGGAGAAGAAGGAGAGGGCGGCCUUCAAGGCUUAUGUCCAGGCUAAAGAACAGGGCAAGAACACCAUCGAUCGGAUCGUCGUCGAAUGAGAGAAAGGUCAUAGGCAGAGGUUUAAUGACAUCAAAGUCUAUAAAUAUAUAUAUCAAAUAAACUUUUAUUUGCUGCGUUGCCUAUCUUAUUGAAGACAGAUGUUAGUAGAUACAACUUGUACCCUUGAAUGGAAUGGAGUUAUUCUUCGAAAAUUAUGCUUCAUUUCUACAUGAAACAUAUAUCUAUCUAAUUAUUUUAUAAUUAUUUUAACUUUCAACUUUCUGGUACUGCCUUCUUACUUAAAAGCCAUCUUUUUAUUUGUUGAUAACAUCGAAUUGUUUGUCACAACAUUAUUUGAUUGUGUGCGUGGAUUGAUCACAAUAAUUUUAAAUAUAUUUUACUCUCAUACGCUUCACUAAACAGUGCCAUGUAUUGCAAAGCUUUGCCCAACCUGAGCACAGCAGAGCGUCACAAGUUGCUAGUGUUGCUUAGAUAACGAAAAUUUUUAUAAUGGUGACAAAUUACGUACAUAUUCCUCUUGAAUAAAUAAUCAUUUUAGGAUGCGUUCAUGUCACUGAUAUCCUGUCGAUUCAUUUCAUAAUAUAUGAAGCUUUUAUUUAUUUUCUGACACCUAGCGGAAUUUUUUAUUUGUACCAGACUCGUACCUACCUUAUAGUGAAUGAAAAUUCCUUUCAUGUUACAUUGGGUGUUCGUUGUUUGAGUAAUUUUUUAUUGUUUAACCUUGUCAUUAUUAAUUGUGUUGCAUGUCUCUGAUCAUAUUGAUCGCAUGCAUUUUCAAGCCUACGAUCUUAAGUCUUGGCUUUGGAACCUUCAUAAACAAUAAUAAUCACUGGAAGUAUUAUCUCUCGCGCUAACAGCACGAGCUCUGGUGGCUUUUACGUGAGGACAUUUUAAAACGAUCGUCGAAAUUAAUUGUUCCCUCGGAAUUAUUAUGCACUCGUAUUGAGGUGGGGGUAAUUCUUUGAUAGACAAUACUGUCUAUGUUGCAAACUCUGACGUGUUUUAUGACGGACUCGGGUAAUUUGUAUGUGCGCGGUUAUGCACUCGUAUUGAGGGUGGGUUAAUUCUUUGAUAGGCAAUACUGUCUAUGUUGCAAGCUAACGCGUUUUAUGACGGACUAGGGUAAUUUGUAUGUGCGCGGGUUAUGCACUCGUAUUGAAGGUGGGUUAAUUCUUUGAUAGGCAAUACUGUCUAUGUUGCAAACUAAUGGGUUUUAUGACGGGCUCGGGUAAUUUGUAUGUGCGCGGGUUCCAUAACAGCGUUUUUUCAUAACUAUCAUUAUCACUUGUGAUUCUUUCGUCCCACUCUUGCUAUAAAAAGUAACUCAUUAUUUUCCUUGUAUUAUUAUUGGUCUUCACGAGCAGUUAAGUACUUAAAGACGUUAUAUGGCGGUCUUAUUGAAUCACACUUUUUUCAGUACUGAAUGAUUAUUGAUUGUACAAAUGCUGGCGAGUUUCUUAGCUGCUGAUCUCCCUGCUGCUCGUUCCUGUUGUGUAAUGUCUUACUCAUGGGCGGCCAAAGUUUUUCAACGGAUCUCCAAAGUUAUUCACAAAUAGCGGUUUUUUCUCACUAUCUGUUCUAAUGGUAGCCAGUGAACGUCGACUUUGUUACCUUCCUUAGUUUUCCAGUCAACUAAUCAUUGCCUAGACUUGUAGCAAGUAUUGUCAAUCGCCUUUUCCAUUUCCGAUCCUGAUAUUUUAAUCUUAAAUUUCAUUUAAGUAAGCGAAUUUAAUGGGAGUUUUGUCGGGGUUCUCGAAACCAGUACAGUUACUGAAAGAAAUAUCUGUUGGUUUAAUGGGUUGACGAUGAUAAGACUACCUUUAUGUGGUAUGCCAAUUUCAACUGCGAUGUCGUCUUAUGUGCGGUGGUUCAUUCUCGAGGUAUGAAUGUUCUUACUUAAUACUGUGCAUGUAACUAGUCGUAUGUUCCUUAAAAUAUUGCAUACUAUGCCUUUUACUAGACUAGUCAACAAUUACUUAUAAUACUCAAGCUUUAUGACAGUGUCAGUCAUUGAUUUAAAGUUCAAUAUGUUUUACCUCAACUAUUCUUCUCGAUUGGUGACCUUAUGAUGUGCUCUGAUGUCUACUUACGUUCACACUCGCCAAGAAUAAUAAAUCUACAUAAUUGAAAAGUCAGAUAUGACCAGAUAAAUAGCGAUGUGUUCGCAGAAUGCUUCAACUCACACAGGCGUCCGGCGUUACAGUCACGAAACGCUCUUAUUUGUUAGCGUUUAGUUACUUGAAUGAUCUAAGUGUUUGGAUGUGACAGUGUUGUCUCUAAUCUGCUGAAGCUUAUUGUUUUUAUUUUCUUCAGAGUUUAAUGCGAUUGAUUCAUUGAAGUCGUGUAUUCAGCACCGCUUGUUGCAUACAAAUCUGGAAUGAUAAGGAGCUCUGCUAUUAUAUUUGGUAUUAUUCCAUCAUAUGAGUGAGAACAAGCAGCGCGUUUGGUAGCUUAUGGGGCUUUUUAUCUGACCGUGCAGGAUUUGAAGAAUGCGAGACUUGCUUUCCGCUAAGUUGUUGUAAUGCGUGCGUGCUACUCCAGCUCAAUUAAUCGGUGUCAAGAUCUUAUGUUCAGUGACCUGUUCAACUUACGUCGUGCAAUGUUUUUACCGAGUCGCCCUUAGUGCUGUGGUUUUGAGGUCAAUAAAUGGUGUCCAAUUUUAUACAGAAACUAAAUUCCUAGCUCCUGAUAUUAUAAGUCUGAAAAUGUUAGUCUAAUUUAAUGGUAAAUCAAAAUAAUGGUAAAAACAUGUUGUGCGACAAACUCGAUAAACUCUGGCCACGUUUCUGAAUUAAGUAUUAUUUUCGCACAUUAUUACUAUUCAUUAACGAAAUUUGUACUUUCAACUUGAACUGCCAUGCUGGUCAUACAGACCACUCAUGAAACUGUUACAAUUAUGUCACAUUUACUGGUUACUAUGUCGUUGAGUGACUUGUCUUUCAAUUCAGGUAAAAUUAUAAAAAGUUUCUAUGUCAUUUAAAUGAGCUAUUCUAUUCUUUGAUACUCCGCCGCUCAACGACCUGGUUUAGGAAUUUGUGUAGGUAAUUGAUGAGCUUCAUUAAAUUUCCCGCUGUGUCGGACUUAGCUGUGAUAAAUGUAUAUUGUAUUCUCAUUUGGGAACGACUAGAGACAACGUAUUCAUCUAUUCACUCUACUGCUUCCGAGUAAGAUCUCUUAAAUUCAUUACGCCUUAUUCAGAGAGAUGUAAACAAAUGCUACCGUCAAUGCUGAUAACGUCGCCACAGCACUCAAAUCGCCAGCCUUCAAUCCAAUCGAUCUAUUUUAUAAAUAAUACUGAACCACAUCUUUCCAGCUUGUUAGAGAAAACUCUUAAGUUAUUACGUGGCAAUCUAACCCUGCAAAUCGUAGUUCUGGCGAGUAUUUUUCAGAUUUUGCUGCAGUUUCUGCUGAGUGGCAACCUAAGUGUUAUUGGCAGGCAGCAUAUUACCCACUCAACAUGCGGGAAAAAGGCUUCUAAUUGACGUUUUGUUUACGAAUUAGAUUUUCAUGCAGUCCACAAUUCAGUUUUAUCCUGUUCCGACUUUAUGGUUUGCUAUAAUUUGACAUUCGACCUUCAUGUUUCACUAGGCUCUCAAAUCCACAGAGUUUUUUUUAUCCCCUAUUUAUCCCUUAACUUAUUCCUCGCAUCUUUACUGGUUUUACUUGUAAGUGGAAUUAACUUAUUAUAUUUAAUCAAUUGAUUUGCUUGUGUAUUUUGAUUGUUUAAUUUACGUCUUUUUAGUCCGGUGUUCUCAUGUGAUUUGUUCAUGAAGCAAGUGCCUGCAGUAUACUCGCUGCUGACGUCCCAUUGCACGUCUCCAGACUCGCUGCAGACGUAAAAUUUCAGUAAAAAAUGACUUCGUAACGUGACGGAAACGUAAGACUACAAUUGUUUUCUUUGAAUUAUCUAUCUUACUUCUUCGUAAAAUUACAGAGUUAUCAAUGUACGUGAAUCGGCUUACGACGUAACUGCAUUACUGACAAUAUAUUUGUGUGAUAAUUCCAACUGAUUCUUUGGCUUACGUCAAUAUUACUAGCUACAAUAUGGCCUCGCUGCUAUCGAUGUAUUAGCAUUAUCAUUUCACUAGCGGAUCCCUCGCCUGCACAAAUAUCAGCGAAUGAUUGUUUGUGUGCCGUAAUUUAAGUGCGUUACCAGAAUUUACUCGCUUUUAUAGCUUUUAUCAUGUUUUCCUGCAUGCUUUUGUGUUACCCUGAAUUACAUUCGUACGUAUCUGGA